Molecule: messenger RNA, 5342 nt
Organism: Exaiptasia diaphana
Lineage: Eukaryota; Metazoa; Cnidaria; Anthozoa; Actiniaria; Aiptasiidae
Product: low-density lipoprotein receptor-related protein 4
Exons: 16
Coding region: 22-2769 (915 amino acids)
Molecular function (GO): protein binding; calcium ion binding
Source: RefSeq, a predicted model, not a curated record
ACAGAACAGCGUAAACCAAGAAUGGCCGYGUUUCGGGCGAUUUUCCUCUMYUUUCUWGUAUUCYUCGUCUUAAAUUUACCUUCAGCUCAAAGUUCAGGCUUUCCUUGUUCAUCUUCGCAAUACACCUGUAAAAAUCAACGUUGUGUCCAGAAAAAAUGGCGAUGCGACGGCAUGGAUGAUUGUGGAGACAAUUCCGAUGAAGCAAAUUGUCCACCAAGAACRUGCAGUGCAAUAAAUAACUUCACCUGUAAUAAUGGAAGAUGCAUCCGAAGAAGUUGGGUGUGUGAUGGAGCAAACGACUGUGGAGAUAAAAGUGAUGAAAAAGGAUGCCCCACACCUACCCCACAAACAUGCCCUCCAAAUGAAUUCACAUGUAAAAAUGGACGAUGUAUACUCAGAGAUUUUCUUUGUGAUGAUGAAGAUGAUUGCGGWGAUGGCAGUGAUGAAGUAGACUGUGCGAGGACAUGUACUGCUAACGAAUUCAAAUGCGAUAAUGGCCGCUGCAUUUCAAAGGAUUUCCUCUGUGAUCAUGAAGAUGAUUGCAAUGAUAUGAGUGAUGAAAGAGGAUGUGCAAAUCGCACUUGUGGUCCUUCAGAGUUUACCUGUUCCCUGAGUGGUCGCUGUAUCCCUGCACGCUUUCAUUGUGAUGGAAAUGAAGACUGUCUUGACAGCUCCGAUGAACACAAUUGUCAAAAUGUUACCAAGCCAACGAGACCACCAGCUAUUUGUAGAAAAAAUGAACGAGUCUGUGAUGAUGGCACACAAUGCGUUCAUCGUGACUGGAUUUGUGAUGGUAGCAAAGACUGCCGAGAUGGAAGUGAUGAGAAGCAAUGUGGAAUCAUUGGAUGUACAGGUUUAGAAUUCACUUGCUCCAACCAAGUGUGCAUCCCCAAAGACCAACGCUGUGAUGGAAAAGAUAAUUGUGGGGACAAUAGUGAUGAAAGAUCUUGUCCUACCACAGCGCCAACUCUCAAAUCUCGACUGACUAUUCUUCAGCAAAAUGGAAAUAGAACUGCUCGCAAUGAUCCUACUCGACGUCCAGUGUGUCCUCAAGGGACAUUUCAAUGUGGCAGCAGUAAAACUUGUAUAUCUACAGACAAAGUUUGUGAUGGGAACCCUCAAUGCCCCCAUGGUGAAGAUGAAAGAAACUGCUUCAUUAACGAGUGCAAAUCCAAUAAUGGACAUUGCUUACACAUUUGUACUGAUACCAAGACAAGCUUUUACUGCUCCUGUAAACCUGGCUAUGAACUCAUGGAAGAUGGCAAAAGCUGCCGAGAUAUCAAUGAAUGUGAGAUUCCAGGAAUGUGCAGCCAGAAUUGUUUCGAUUUCAAGGGAGGGUUUAAAUGCUCGUGUCUUGAUGGUUACGUCUUGGAGCCUGAUAAGAGAAGAUGCAAAGCACAAGGACCACGCCCAUAUUUAUUAUUCACCAAUCGAAACAGUAUCCGCCUCAUAAUGACAGACGGCAAAGAGUACAAGUCAGCUCUAAAGAACCUUCACGACGCUMAGUCUCUGAACUUUGACUUUGAAGAARGCAUGUUGUACUGGACAGAUGGACAACAUGCGUCUAUCUUGAGGGCUAAAAUGGGGACAAUCCUCUCUUCUAAGAUUGAGAAUGUUGUUAGUGAGGGGAUCGUUGAUGCUACUGGUAUCGCCAUUGACUGGGUKGGCAAGAAGAUUUACUGGUCUGACUCUGGAAGUAACAGCAUAUUAGUAGCCGAGACUAAUGGCAAGAAUAAGAGGACUUUGAUCAGUAGUGGAUUGGACAAGCCUAGUUCUAUAGUGGUUGAUCCGUCAGAGGGGACAAUGUACUGGAUAGACUGGGGCUCACCGGCCAAGAUCGAACGCGCAAGCAUGGACGGUACCAAUCGCCGAGUCUUAAUCAGCGGAGACCAUAUUGAACGUCCAUCAGGACUGGCYAUAGACUACACCACGCGCAAACUCUACUGGGUCGACUCYAAACUCAAAACCAUCAAACACUGUAGCCUUAAYGGUACGGCUAUACGAGAGCUUGUCAAUCAUGGACUUAAAAGUCCGUCUGCAGUGACGGUAUUCGAGGAUAACAUAUAUUGGACGGAUUCUAGGAGUAUUUACAAAGCUAAUAAGUUCACUGGUCAGAAUAAGACGAUGCUAGUGCACAAUGCCGCAAACCCACAGGAUGCGCACAUUUACCAUCCACAAAGACAACCAUCUGGUUCAAACCCGUGUGGUAAGAACAAUGGAGGAUGUUCUCAUUUAUGUCUUCUUUCGARCCAUCAAAAGAAAUUCAGCUGCGCCUGUCCAGAUGGACUUUAUCUACAAAAGAACUUCAAAACUUGUGCUAAACAUAAGCCUAUCAGACCCAACACAACUCCUCAAGCUAAUACUGUCAGACCUAGUGCUGAUGUACUGGUAAACGCUGCUGGUAGUAAUAGCAAGGCAGAGUCUUCUUCGCCCAAUGCUGGACUCAUCAUAGGGAUUGUCGUGGGUGUAAUGUUGCUAGUUUUAGCUGUCGUUAUCAUAUUCUUCUUUGUCGUGCGAAAGAAACGUUCACAAAAACUUGAAAUCCUUUACAACGCCGAGAGCCAAAACGAUGUGGACAGAAUGACUAACGGAACGGCUGGACGGGUCAACAAAAAACCUGAUAUCAAAAACCGCAGUGAAUACAAACACUUUGCCAACAUCAACUAUGAACCAACCGAGCCUCAAACACCGCCUCCAGAGGACGACAUGGACGAGGUUAACAUCGAGGUGGAUGAGACGCAGCCGGUUAUAAGGAACAGCGUAGUAUGAUAAACAGGGAGACCAACCAUGGAAUUCUGUUAUACGGUCACGUGACAUGUGUCAYGGAAGGUACGAGUCCCAACUCUGAUCAAAUUGGACGAGCAUCUGAUUAUUGGAGAUUGGGGACAAACUAGAUAAUUUCUUUAAAUUUAGGGAAUAUUCUAAAUUAAAUUAGCUAUGAUAACACGGCUUGUUUGCGUGAGCCAUUAAAGAUGAAUUUGUUGCUUAUUUGGCAACCAUGAUUCCUAGCGGUAAACAGUAGACUCUUUACAUGUGACGCCACAGAUAGUUUUGAAAUGACGUCGUAUUCUUUACUUUGAUAUGACGUCAUGAAAUUUUGACGUCGGAUUAUUUUAAGGUUAUUUAAGAGUGUUUAGGGAUUUCAUUGUUUAACGUUAUUUUCUCACGACGUCACCGAUUGCGAUUUGUGGCGUUAAAGGCCGUUUAUAAGUGACGUCAUUGAGAUACAGCAAAAUUACCGUUAGAGGAAAAGUUUAGUUUGGGGAUUUUGUUUGUUUUGUUUUUCUAAUCAAACGAGAAGACGUGUUUCAAUGGCAUAGCUAAAAGAAUAUAAUAUAUAUAUAUGAAAUUGAAAAUAUCAAAGAUAUUUUGAGAUCAAAUUAGUGUUAUUUGAAAAUCUAAUCUUUAGAAUGUACAUAAACCGUCUAAAACUUUCCCCCUCGUAGGACAUUAUAUCUGGACCCCUAGCCUCAUAAUGUUAUUUAAAAUUGGUAGAGUUCAAUGACUUGCGGUAACAUCUGCAAGUAAGUGUUUUUCUAUUGGCUCAAAGGAGCCACUCAGAUGUCGUGUUACAAACGACAAAACAAUGACAUCACUCUGCAAUUUGAGGCUUAUUAUAGUUAGCCAUAUUUAGAAGUGUUUAAUUGCUAAUGUUGCAAGCAAUUUUUGUUGCCCACAAUGAGUAAAUAUUAUKGAAUGAACCGUUUGGCGAUUUCGUAAACCCGUGAACCAACCCAUAUUUAUGUGUAAUAGUUUAAUACGAAAAUAACAAAAAGGGGAUUGUGCGUCAUCACGUGAUAGCGUCCAUGUUGAACGAAAGAGCUAAACUGAGCAUCGCUAUCUGAAUGUUCUUAUUUUAUUAUCMAAAAUGCAAGCAGUUGCGCCUCUGAGAAGAACGAAAACUUUGUUUUUAUUAUCAUAAAGGACAUAAUAGGACCAAAUCUCAAUUUCCCAGCAUGCUUUGWGUUUCCCAUCAUGCUUUGUGUUUCCCAGCAUGCUUUAUGUUUCCCCAAAAAUGUCAUUCAAUAUUUCUACCAAAGUUAAAUCCAUCUAACAUUGMCUCUAUCACGUGAUAAUGUAAAACCUCCAAAUUUCGUGGGUCGUUURAGUCCCCAUAUAAUGUUGAAGAAUUAUACAUAGUAUAUAUAGCUUGAGCCAGUUGUCGCAUAUUUGUUAUAAGGCUCCGUGAUUUAUAAAACGAAUUUUUUUGUAUAUUUGAAUCAGUUAUAAAGCAUGCUGAUUCGUUGGCAAUUGUUGAGUUCUAAUACUAAUUAAUGUAAAGAUGUACAUAUAUAUAAGUACGGUAAAGCAAUCAUAUUUAAGUUUCAGCGGGCUGAGGCUUUCGCUAUUCGUGCAUUUUUUGCUGCUACUGGGAUACAAGCAUUUAGAGUGUGUAAUAGAAUAGAUUACAGAUAUUUUAAACUAAGGCCUACUACGGAACCAAAAGCUACCGAGCAAAUUUAUCCGAUUUAAAGCUAUUUACCRAGGUAUAGAGUAGGUCGGAACAAAUUAAAAGCUAAAAUCGUCUCCAUUUUACAACUUUUCAUAGGGGUAGGGGRUACUAGUAUUGUCACACACUAAGUGUUUGUCUGCAAAGAUUAAUAACUAAUAGCUAAUACGCACUAAUGCUAAUGAGUACACAAUGUGUAGUUAAGGUAGUGUCAUAUGACGCCAUGUAAAUAAUAUUGCACUUGAUAGCUUUAAAAAAACAACUGUUUAAGACUUCGGCAAUUCCUAACUAUUUGUCGUGGGUUUUUGCCGAUAAAAAGAAUUCCUAUAAGUUAUUUAGCUAGAGUGCAAACGCUAAAAGCGUGAAAAUUGAAGCCAUUCAACCCGUGAAACAAAAUUUGACUAUUUAUAGUGUGAUAGUCAAAUAGACAAAAGAAAAAAUUAGAGCGUAGAGUACAAGCACUAAAAGCUACAAAAUAGUGCUAAUUAAACAAUAGAAAACAAUAGAAUUAGCAUAAUUAAGCAGGAUUCAAGUGGUAACUAAUAUCUAUUUCACGGGUUUUUUGACUUCACUCGAAACAGAUCGAUUGCGCUAAAGAGUGUUGAUGAGACCACAGUUCUAAUUAACUAUAUAUAUAUUUAAUUAACUUUUACAUGCUUUUACUGUUUGCACUCUAUUAUUAUUUCUAUAUUAUUACUAUAGAUAGGUUAUUUAGCUCGACGUUGAAAUUGCAUAUUUGUGUUCAGGUAUUAUAUUGUGGGCAACGUUUGCUAGUAUGAUGUAAAUAGUUAUUAUAAUUAARCUAGCUUUGAAAAAUUCCCAGUAUUUAUUUGGUUUUGUAGUAAAAUAAUAUGCUUUGUAAGAAAAUAAAAGACAUUUAGAUUCAGUUAAA